AUGAUUUUACACAAAUCAAUUAAACCUAUAUUGGCUUAUGCGUUACUUUUACUCCUAGCGAUUUAUACCCAUAUCCAAACCGUUGGUUCAACCACCGAAAUCUCUGUCUCACUCGCCAAUUUGAAACAUAGUUUGGUCACAAGAAGUAAAACGUUCUCUGAGAAUGAUUUUCUUGUUUGGCGAAGGGAGCUUAGAAGCAGUGGUGGAGGCGGAGGAGGAGGAGGUCGUGGGGGCGGAGGCGGUAGCAGCGGAGGUCGUGGCAGUGGUAGUCGUGGUGGCGGAGGGAGUGGUAACAGCGGUACGAGCAGCGGUUCGAGUAGCGGUGACUGUCUCAAGCAUUAUGGUCUGUCCAAAAGACUAAUAUUCAUCGGUUUUCUAGGGGGUUUAGUUGUUGUAUGGUAA
This is a messenger RNA of Camelina sativa (false flax), 402 nucleotides long. The record is from RefSeq and is a predicted model, not a curated record. NCBI's taxonomy places the organism in Eukaryota, Viridiplantae, Streptophyta, Magnoliopsida, Brassicales, Brassicaceae.